Molecule: messenger RNA, 4820 nt
Organism: Hibiscus syriacus
Lineage: Eukaryota; Viridiplantae; Streptophyta; Magnoliopsida; Malvales; Malvaceae
Product: protein ESSENTIAL FOR POTEXVIRUS ACCUMULATION 1-like
Molecular function (GO): protein binding
Source: RefSeq, a predicted model, not a curated record
GUCUCUCCCUUCAAAGUAAAACAAAAUCGAGAAAUUGUUCGUUAUCAAGAUCAGACCCAAUCCUUCAUUUAUAGAAACCCUAGCCAUCCCUCUCUCUUGCUCUCUGCAAUUGCAUAAUCAUUAUCUUUUCGAAGCCUAUAUAUUUCUCUCCCUGUCGAGCCAUCUGAUCCCUCUCUUUCUGCCUCUUCGUCGCCGUUUCUCGCGACCUUAGGCCGUUUCGCCCGCUCCGAUCUCCGUCUUCCGGAUUCUAUCAGCUUUCGUUUUCCCCGAUGGAUGAGGGAAAAUUCGAUCUGCCGGAUGAUCUCCUAUCUUCCAAAAUCGACUCUGACCACUCCCCCAAAGAUCAACCAACUUCGGAGAGCGGCAUACCUUUGUCCCCUCAAUGGCUUUACUCUAAAGUGGUUGAUCCUAAGAUGUUACCUGCUGGAGUGUCUGCGGAUAUAAAAUCACCGAAUUUGUUGCCCCAUGGAGCCUCUGGUGAUCCCAAUCUGAAAGAUAGUUGGCGUUUAGAUGGUUCUCAGGACAAGAAAGAAUGGAGGAGGGCUGCACCUGAACUUGAAAACAGUCGCCACUGGCGUGAAGAGGAGAGAGAAACUAGCUUACUUGGCCGAAGGGAUAGCAGAAAAGAAGACUGGCGCCCUGAUAUCUCUUCAAGUAUGGAUGCUUCUGAAAAUAGGAAUGUUUCUUCUGAGCGAUGGCAAGAUGUUAGUAGUCGUGGUUCAGGGCUUGAAUCUCGAAGAGAGAACAAGUGGUCUUCAAGAUGGGGUCUUGAAGACAAAGAAAAGGAUUCUCGAAACGAAAAGAGGACAGAUGCGAAGAAGGAAGAUGCCCCUUCCGAGAAACUAUCUUUUGCUAGUGGGGGGCGCCUAGCUUCUGAGCGUGAGAAUGAUUCUCGUGAUAAAUGGAGGCCACGUCAUCGUUUGGAAGGUCAUGCUGGUAGGUCUGCUUCUUACCGCAGUGCUCCAGGAUUCGGUUUGGAGAGGGGACGAGUGGAGAGAUCACAUGUGGGUUUUACAGCAGGACGAGGGAAGCCGCAACCUGUUUCUGUUACUGGAGCUCUUCCAGGGGAUAAAAACAAGACUUUUAAUGCAUAUUGCUACCCAAGAGGAAAACUCCUUGACAUUUACCGCAAGCAAAAGACUGCUCCAAAUUUUGACACCCUGCCCGAUGAGAUGGAUCAUUCAUCAACGAUAACCCAAAAUCAUAUUGUUGAGCCUCUGGCUUUUGUUACUCCUGUCGCAGAGGAAGAGGCUGCCAUUGGAGAUAUAUGGAAAGGAAACACCACAAGCAGUGAUGUGAUUUGCGAUUCAUUUAGGGACACAAGUGAAGAAAAACAAUGUUUCUUGGUUAACAGGGAGGACAGUGUUGAAUCUGGUGAGAAGGCUUCCGUAAACAAUAAUUAUCAAGGGAAUCAUGCUGAGACAUUUAAUUUGUCAGAUUCACAGAUGACUAUGAAGAAAGAAAUAAAUAGUUCAAAGGAAGGUGGACAAAAAUAUAUGACACCAUCUGGUAUUGAUGUAACCAAUGCUUUCGGGUCAAAUGAGGAUAUCGAUGGUUCUGCAAGAUACAUGGAUGGAUUGAAAUCUUUUGAUAAUCGACCUGUAGCUGAUAUGAAAAUAGAAAAGGACUAUAGUGUGGAGGAAAAUGUAUCAUCUAUGCAAUUUGGAGUGGGAAGCGAGGUUUCUGAAGGCUCAAGCUCUCUAUUUGGUUUUCAGUCACUGCAGCCUACUCUCGAUUGUGACCAGAUAAAUUUUGAGGGCAAUAAGGAAGCACAUUCACUUGAAAGUACUGGCCCUCCCGAAGAAUUGAGUUUAUUCUAUCUUGAUCCUCAAGGGGUAAUUCAGGGACCAUAUAUGGGGAUUGACAUAAUUUCAUGGUUUGAGCAAGGCUAUUUUGGUACAGACUUACCUAUUCGAUUGGAAAAUGCUCCUGAUGAAUUGCCUUUCCAAGAACUUGGUGAAGUGAUGCCUCACCUAAGGAUGAAUUCUGGUUCAGCCUCCAGUGGCAGUGCAGUUGCAAGAUUGCAGAUACCUGAUUGUUUUGAAGGGAUCUCGGAAGAGACCAUAUUUUCUGCUUCUAAUCCUGCUACAGAACUGAAGGGAUCUGCCAUUGGACAUAAGCAGCAGCAGUUUUUGUCUGCUUUUGAGACUCCUGAUGCUAAUUUUCAGUCAAAAGGGCUUUCUCAAAAUUAUCAUUCUGAGCACCAGUAUUAUGAAGAUGAAAAGCUCCAUAAAUUUGCUGCUGCUCAUGCAGAUGGUAAGUUUAACGGAAAUUAUCUUGAGAGAAGGCCUGGAAAUGCUGGGGCUGAGCCUUUGAAAGUUUCUGUUGAAAUUCAAGAUCCUUUUGGCAAUCCUUCAAGCCAUCUGCCCAUUGCAAAUGAAUUUUCAAAAACCAAUUUACCUUCUCAUCGUGGUGAUGCGUUACUUCCUGAUGCUUGGCCUGAUGCUUAUAGAAGAAAUGCUGUGUAUAAUCCUAACAUCCGUGUAGGCAGUCCCUUAUCUCGCAGGGAACAAGAAUGCAAUGGUUUAGACUUACAGCACCUAAUGUCACAAAAGUUGCCCAGUGAAUCACAUCAUGAGGAAAAUCAUUUGUUUCAUUCCUUUUCACAUUCAGCUGGAUUUGGUGCUGAGCAAGUUCAUAGUUUUGAUCUGACGCAAAGCAAGAAUCUCGAUCACCAGCAAUCAAUACAUCUUUCAGCUCCACAUAUGGAACAUCUUUUGGAACUUCAAUUUGAACAGCAGCGGCAGCAGCAGCAGUUGGAACUUCAACGACAGCAGCAGCUUGAACUUCAGCGACAGCGGCAGCAGCAGCUUGAACUUCAGCGACAGCGGCAGCAGCAGCUUGAACUUCAGCGACAGCAGCAGCAGCAGCUUGAACUUCAGCGACAGCAGCAGCAGCAGCUUGAACUUCAGCGACGGCAGCAUCAGCUUGAACUUCAGCGGCGGCAGCAGCAGCUUCGUAACCAUCAAAUUAAGUUGUUGCAGCAACUGCAACAACAACAUCUACAACAGCAGCCUUCUCAAGCUCAGGAGUUGCUACUCAAUCAAUUGCUGCAACAUCAGGUUUCUGAUCCUGGUUAUGGCCAGCACAUAUUUGAUGCUGCUAGGGACAACCUGCUUGAUCAGGUUCAGUUAAAAAGGAAUCUUCUGAGUGAGUUGCAGCAAAAUUCUCAUGCUUCGAGGCAAUUGGAUUCAUCACUGGAGCAGAUUAUCCAAGCCAAUAUUAACCAGAGAGCAGUCCAAGAGCAUCAGCUUCAUCUUCAACGUGAGCAGUUUCAAGUAGAGCAAUUAUCUAGGGCUCUGAACCAACAAUUAGGUAUGGAGGGGGUAGACAACAUGCUGGUUCUUGGUCUGUUGAUGAAGUCGGUCAGGUUGUCAGGAAUCCUAGCAUUCAUGCCCAGGCUCAACGUGGGAUUGAAUGGUUCAGAUAUUCACCAGAAGAGGUUUUACUCUUCAGAAGAGCAGUUUAACAAUCUUAAAAGGAAUCAUGCUUUGCUUGAGCAACAGCAGCAAGGGGCUAUUGACAAUUUAAAUUCUCCAGAUCUAUCUGACCAUCUCUAUAUGCACUCUAACGACCGACUGGGAUCAUUUUCUUCUGGUAUCCAUUCUCUUGGCCGACAAUUUUCGGGUGAUGUGUAUACUUCUCAUCCAGAUUUAACAGAUAGCUACCAAUCUAGGCAAAAUGAGGAACUAGAAAAUAGUUGGGUGGAAAAACAAAUGCAACAAUUAAGUCUUGAAGCAGAUCUGCAAAGAAGGGGGUCUGAAGUUGAUUCAAGGACUUGGACAUCAGCUGGAGGGAUUCAUGAAAAAUCUAAGAAAGCUUUAAUGGACCUUCACCAAAAAUUUGGUGUCCAUUCCACACAGUCAUCGGAACUAGAUUAUCAAUAUUCUACCUCAUCUUCGAAUUUACCUUUUGAUCAUUUCACUGAUCAGGAAGUUCAUGUGAACAGCUCAUUUUCAGAAGGCCCUCAAAAUUCCGUCUCAUUUGCAGAACAGUCAUUCAAAUCGGUCUCUGGAGAUAUGUUUUCUAGUAGUUAUCCAGGUGCAGGGUUGAUGGAAAAAUCUGCCAUGGACAAAGAAUUAAUUGAAUUGAAGGGUAAGGAGAAGAGAAGUGGAUUGAAAGGAAAGAUUUCUAGGAGUGGUUCUGUGUCAGGGUCAGAGGACUGGGAGCAAGCAGAGGCAUCUUUGAUCUGUGGUGAUCUACAAGGUAGAACCCAUAUCCAGCAUGGUUCUUUUAGUGAUAAAGCUUCUCAGGUUCCAUCAUCCCAAAAUGUUUACUCGGAACAAAAUGCAGUGCUUAUGAAGCAGAAAAGCCUUGCAGCAUCUGAAGGGAGACAGGAAGGCAUGGCAAUGAAUGCAGGCGCAGGUGCGAAGAGGAGCACAGAAACUCAGGCAUCGGGCAAGAACAAUGCAGGUAUGAGAAGGACCUCAUCUUAUAACGAUGCGGCAGCGUCCGAGGCGUCAUCAUUCAUAGAUAUUCUUAAGAAGCCGGUUCAUCUUCAAGGAACCGAGGCAGCACCGUACGGCUCUGCUUUUGAGCCGUCAUCUGAUUCCGCUUCACAAGCUCCUCGAGCUGGCAAGAAAAAGGGGAAGAGGGGAAAACAGAUUGAUCCUGCCUUGCUGGGUUUCAAGGUUUCAAGCAACCGCAUUUUGAUGGGUGAGAUCCAACGCCCUGAUGAUUAAUUGUUCUCAUCUGCGCGUACCGUAUCGUGUUGUACAUUUCCCGUAAAAAAAAUUUCGUUUUGCUGUCUUUAGAUAAUUUUCAUUUCUGUACAGACUCAUAGUUGAUUGAUUGAUUUUUCGGUCUGAUCAAUUUUGGUA